GGGCACACGGGGCUCGGGCCCAGCGUGGGGGCGGGUCCGAGGCGGGGGGCCCAGAACAGGAGCCGCACACUGGGGCCCAGGCGGCUGCGGAGCGGAGCGCAGCGGGCGACGGGACUACCACAGCCCUGCUGGCCAUGAGCUCGGGAUCCGAGCCCCGGACACCCCCGACACCCUUCAGCAUCGCAGACAUCCUAGGCCCGCGCGUGGUUCCCCGAGGACCCUCUGCGUCACAGCUUUCAGAGUCGAGCCCGGGUCCCACGUCGCCGCUGUGCGCGCUGGAGGAGCUGACUAGUAAAACUUUCCGCGGACUUGACGGACACGCUCCGCAGCCCUCUGCAGGCCGCGCCGCCCCGGGCGCUCUGAGCCUUGGCCCCGCCGGCCGCCGAAGGCGAAAGUCACGCACGGCGUUCACGGCGCAGCAGGUGCUGGAGCUGGAGCGGCGCUUCGUCUUCCAGAAGUACCUGGCGCCGUCGGAGCGCGACGGGCUGGCAGCGAGGCUGGGCUUGGCCAACGCGCAGGUCGUCACGUGGUUCCAGAACCGGCGCGCCAAGCUCAAGCGCGACGUGGAGGAGAUGCGCGCCGACGUGGCCUCGCUGCACGCGCUGUCCCCCGAAAUCCAGUGCCGCCUCGCGCUACCCCACGGCGCCCCAGGCCUCGGCCGGCCGGAUUCCGGGCCGCACCUGUCAGACGAGGAGAUACAGGUGGACGAUUGAAGGCAAAGCCGCUUCCAGGGCUCGGGCCGUGGAUUUCUCGCCUCGGCGCUCUUGUCCGGUUACCCCGUGGAGGGAGCGCGUCGAUCUGGGCCUCUUGGGCUCACAGACCAGACGCCCGCCUUUCCCAAUUGUUGAGAAUAGAGUCGAGACUCCGCCACACCAGGCCUCGGUCCUGGCGCCCGGAGCAACAGGAGCAAAAUCUGAUUACUGCGCAGAUUCCGCGCUCGGCGCUGUGCCGAGCCUUUAAACGCGAUGUGUCCUUUAACCCUCAUAGCAACUCCGUCAGGUAGGUGAUAUAAUUGUGCCCGUUUUACAAAGGAAGAACCCCUAGGUCAGGAUUUGGACCUAGGCAUCCAGCUAGGCUUCAGAACCGGUGCUUGUCAGCCCCCUGCUCUGGAGACUCCCGGCUGAGGGGAAGCGGAUGGGACUCUAGCUGCGGCCACCCCUCCGCUACUGGCUGCCUUUGGUCGCAGGACUGUACCGGGCCUUUGAUCCGCCGCUGCCUGGGAGACAUUGCUUCUAACCUCUAGGCCGGCUCCAGAGGGACCACGUCGUGCCCGUCUCUUUCUUCUUUCCCCACCCUGAGGUCAUUUGUUAAUGGGGUCCUGACCCUUCUCCCCACUUCCGCCGAAAGAACCCUACGCUGAGACAGGCGCGCAGGGAGAGGGACAAACCUCUACUUCUGGGACCUCCGCCCUGCACUUGGGCGAGGAAAGUUCCCACCAGGAUGGUAGCGGUGGCGGGACAGUUGGGGAGGCUGGCGGGCCUGCUGAGGCAGAGCUUGGAGGAGAGGCCGCGGGGUGGAGACCCCAGUCCACCCCUCCUCCCCCAACCCCGUGGACAUUUCUGAGAUUAAUUUAUUACGCUGGUGAUUAAUCACCCUCCUGCAGUGUGGUGGGGAGGGAAGGGGAGCACUCAGUAGCUACAGGCUGUCCCCAAGCCCAGCCACCCCACCCAUCUUCGGGAGACCAGGCUUAGGCGCCUUUCCUGCUUCCCCUCGCGCUCUCUCAGUCCUUCCUCCCUCCUCAGAUCUUCCCAUGCUUCUGCCCAGAAGCCACAACGAUGAUCUGGGAAUAAUCCAUCCAGGGUUCAAGGAGGGUCAGCUGGGACCUCAGAUGCAGGUGGAAGUCCCAGGAGAGGAUAUUUCAGGGAGGGUGAACAAGGCUGGAAGGCAGAAGGGAACCUGGCAUUUUCAGACAGCAGCUACCACUUACUGAACACAGUUCUAAGUGCUUUGCAUGGAUUAAUCUUCACAAUAACCCCAUGAGAUAAGAGAGUUUAACUUUAAGGAUAAGGAGACUGAAUCACAGAAGCCCAAGGAAACUUGGUCAAGUCAUGAAGCUUGUAAGUGGUGGGGCUGGGAGUAACCUGCUUGCUUGUCAGACUCAGGAGCUCAUGCUUCUGGCCAUUACAGGUUCUGUCCCUGUAACUGUGACUGGGCCUAAUUGAAAGAAGAAAAGGGUUUACAGAGAGAAGAGAGGACACGGGACCAAAGGUAGGAAUUUAGGCAUUGUACUGUAGACAGAGCCUGGUCCUUGGAGGAUUUUGAGGAGAGGCAUGAGAGCAAUGUUUAGGGCAGGCUAAUCUGGCUGCAUGUGCAGGGUGGACCAGAGACUGGCAGGGACCUUAGGAAGGUGUAUCUCUGGCUACUGCAGAAGGUAAGAGCUGAGAGAAUUAAGGGCCAGAUGUGGAGGAGGAGGGAGGUUGUUCCAACAGAGGAAUAUUCCCCCAGUGACCGAAGAUUGCAUGAGUCAAUGAUGACCUCACAAACCUAGGCAACUGGAAUACAAGUGGCAUCUUGCAUAGAAACACACAAUGUCUAUUAGUGUAGAGCUAAGAAUCUGUCAGCCAUUAUGUACAAAAAGUAUUCCUUGCACCUGUGUUGCCUCUUCGGCACACAUAUCUCCCCUGGUGCCUGUUCAAGGUCCUUUCCCUGUUCCCUUGAUCCCUCUGUAAAGCCUGCCUCUCUGGAACCUUUAGAUUAGGGUGAGCAACUCAUUCCUGUUUGCCUAGGACCUUCCCAAUUUUUGCACUGAAAGUCCCACACCCCAGGAAAUCCCUCAGUCCCAGGAAAAACCAAGAUGCUUCCAGCUCUGGGGACUCAGAACUCAGGCUGCUGCGUCAGAACCCUACCAGUUAGCAGUGUGAACGUGGGGCAAAAUGGGAGCAAGGUGUCAGGAGUCCUUUGGCUGUUGGAGAAAAUUCAAGUCCAGCAUAGGCUAAGAGGUACUGAGGAAGGGACAUUUCUUUGAGAGGCUGGAAGGGCAAGGAGCCAGCUCAGCCUGAAAGCAGAGACACCACACAAUAGUGGUGGGUAGCCAGGAGCCCUAGUGGAAUCCCCAAAGCAGAGAAGUAAUCCCCUAGCCCAGAACAAGAAGGCCAGAUGCACUGGCCUCUUAUGGAGUCACUGAUGUAAUCAUCCCCUAAACAAACACAACCACCUCUCCUCAACCCCACUCCCCAACCAGGCAGAAGCAAAGAACUCCUGGGGCCAAUAAUUCUAGUUAGGAAGGUAGGGUCCGGGGGAGUUAACUGACUCUGAGCCAUAACCCUCUUCCACUUGAGGCUUCCUAAAUUCUAGCCCAGUGCUGCCGCCUCUUGUAAUCAAGCCCCAGAUAAACAAAACUCAAAUCGGUAUCACCAAAA
Equus caballus (horse) is the source of this 3359-nucleotide messenger RNA. It is a transcript of the gene LBX2, whose product is annotated as ladybird homeobox 2. Gene Ontology annotation, cellular component: nucleus. The record is from RefSeq and is a predicted model, not a curated record. NCBI's taxonomy places the organism in Eukaryota, Metazoa, Chordata, Mammalia, Perissodactyla, Equidae. Gene Ontology annotation, molecular function: sequence-specific double-stranded DNA binding; DNA-binding transcription factor activity, RNA polymerase II-specific. Gene Ontology annotation, biological process: regulation of transcription by RNA polymerase II.